UCCCUAUUAGACUUUUAGGUAGUCAUUCUCUAGAUGACUAACUUAAAUGACGCUUUAUUUCAUAUUUUGCACAGUUUACAGGCGGCAGCAGUGAAGCACAGGUAUUCUAUUGUUGUCCUGCUUCCUACAGCUGAGCAUGCUUGACUCAUUUUCCGUGGACAGCAGCAGCCAGACGGGCUUCUCUAGAUCCGGUUUCUCACAGACAUCACGUACAAAUUUCAUGCCUUUGAAGUUGAGCUUGAUCUUCCCACUAACAAAGAGACUUUCAGCCUGAGAGCCACAACAGGUAACUUUAUGUGUCACAAUGUGGAGGAGUCCCAUUAAGAUGGAUGAGAGGGCGGAUGACAUUAAGUUUGAGGAAGUAAACAUGAAGUUCAACCGACUGGGACAUCCCUUUCUGAUAAUCAGAAUUAGCAGAUAAUAAUCUGCUGGAUGAAUCAGGCAGAGUGAUACCUGCUUCCUGCCACUGUCACUGAAGGGCGAAUCUCAAGCGUAUGUUUUUUAUGCAUCCUAAAGAGUCAAGACUUACUCCUCCACACAGCAGGCAAAGAUGACCGUCUUAUGACCUUUCCAUAAAAGAAAGUUGCUGAGAAUCUUAAGGAUGGAGAGGCGUUGGAAGACGACGCCCACAUGUUUAGCCCUGGAUCACAGGUUGUCAUUGUCAGUCUGCAUGGCGAUUAAACCUUCCCCCGCUGAAUGAAAGACGUGGUUCACAGCCGUUUGAAAUAGUGAUAUUCUGGGUCAAAGUCCCUUAAUCCCAGCCUGCAAGCCAAUUCAAAGGAUUGCAAGUUUGGCAAAGUGGAAUAGAUGAGUCCUGUGGGCGUUAGAGUCAGGAGGUGACCCGUUGUACUCACCAACCCACAGACAGCCCCUUCACUGAGCUCCAGGAGCUGCAGUCCUUCAGGGAGGGACGUCAUGAUGCUUUCCACCCAUCGAGCAGCAGGAUUGGCUGUAACCACAAAAUGCUUUCACACCCUUCUGCUUCCACUCUCCACACUUCACUGCACAGGAGCUGACUUCAGGUGCUCUGUAGGAAGCUGAUGUCAGAAACUGGGCAGAAUGAAAUGAAGAUGGAGAAGAGAAGGGUUGAUUGUUCCUAACUUGAUGACAGAGCUCACAUUUUCACAUCCACCACCAUCCACCAUGUGUUCAUUCUUCUGAUAAGGACUCUGACACCUUCUGUGGGAUGAAGGCCUCAAAAAAGACAAAAUCCCUCUGCAACCCUGCAGCUAUAAAGUUUAAUAAGGGUGGAUACAACCUGCCAUCCCAUGAUGCUCUGGCGCAGAUCCUGCCAGAUUAUCAAUACCACCUCAAUGGAGCGAACACUGAGCUCCAUAGAGCAGCCCAACAAGAACAGGAAAGACCAGCUGAGAGAGCAGAGACUACACAGGUCAACAAACGCAACAUAAACCACACGUACCAAGUACAUCAUCCACACAAACGACCCCCUUUGCAUGACUUUGAGGAUGAUCCCCACAUGGCAGAGAUCAGUGACCUACAAACAAAGGAGAUAGAAAACUAUCGUUCAGCCAUGAGUAAGAUGGCAGAAGACAUCAUAGCACUGAGGACACAGGUGGUGAUGUUGGAGGCCGAAAACAGCCAGCUCCAUAGUGAUCUGUCUCUACACCAGGACCUUGGCCGAAAUCUGCUGGAUGACACAGACAUCGACGUCAUGACCAAGGCUGAGGUUGCUGACCGGAUAGCCUCUCUGAAAUUCAAGCUGGCCAGUGAGACCAGUAAGGCUGCCUUACAGAGGGACAGGAUCCAACAGCUGCAGAAUGAGCUAAUCAGGAAGAAUGACAGUGAGGAGGAACUAUUAAAGCUCCAGAGAGUCCAGCAGCAGCAGGAGGAGGAUUUGCUUCGACACCAGAGUCGCUUGGCAAAGAUGGCGAUUUUGGAGGCCACAGUGAAACAGCAGGAAAAGGUCAUCCAGAAGAUGGAGAAUGCUUUAGAUAGCAAACUCAAAGAGAAGAAUAAACAGAGUGGAGAAAAAUGGCUGGUGGAGAAAAAACGAGGUGAGAUUGACCGCAGAAAGGAAGAGAUAGAGUCCGCCCUAGCAGCAGAGAAUGCUCAUCUCAGAGAAGAGCUGGACAGGAAUCGCCAGCAACCUGCCACCGUCAUUAUACAGCAGUCAGCACAGACAAAAAAGUCACUACCAGCCAAGGAGAGACUGAGUUUACUAAAUAAACUGGAGAAUGCUGAGGCAAGAGUCCAAAAACUGGAGACUCAGCUGGAGGAGAACUCUAAGUUAUGGGGGAGACAGAAACAGGAAAUGUUGACCAAACUGAACGAGCACAGGCAUGGUUUUGUUCGGACGUCCACCACAAUCCUUCAUAACGUUCCUUCGAGGACUGUAUCACAUUCCUUACAUCAGCAAAGCAGACAGAGGAAGCAGAAGCCUGUAAAAUGAUCUGCAAAUGAUCAAUUCACCUGUUCACCCAGACACAGACAUUAUUUCAAAUUUGAUGUUACAAAAAGAUAUUUUGAUACAAUAUAUGUAUUAGAUAUUAAAAUAUGUAAUAAAUUACACAUAACAAGA
Molecule: messenger RNA, 2539 nt
Organism: Thunnus maccoyii (southern bluefin tuna)
Lineage: Eukaryota; Metazoa; Chordata; Actinopteri; Scombriformes; Scombridae
Gene: ccdc33
Product: coiled-coil domain containing 33
Exons: 19
Coding region: 1187-2410 (407 amino acids)
Cellular component (GO): peroxisome
Source: RefSeq, a predicted model, not a curated record